Molecule: messenger RNA, 3459 nt
Organism: Oryzias melastigma (Indian medaka)
Lineage: Eukaryota; Metazoa; Chordata; Actinopteri; Beloniformes; Adrianichthyidae
Gene: slc5a5
Product: solute carrier family 5 member 5
Exons: 17
Coding region: 332-2218 (628 amino acids)
Biological process (GO): iodide transmembrane transport; sodium ion transport
Cellular component (GO): membrane
Molecular function (GO): symporter activity
Source: RefSeq, a predicted model, not a curated record
ACAGUAUCUUAUGGUGCAUAAAGCGGCUGUUCUAUUGUGCGACAGGUUGCUGCUGCCCCACUUCUACUGCUUAUCUGCUUUACGCUUUCUGCCAAGUCACACUGUACAUUUACAGAACCUACCGGUCAUUUCAACUUCCUCGGCUAACAGCCUAGCUGCAAGGAAUUUACUGUACUGUGACGUCACAAAGACACACAUGCAAUGGAGAGGGUGUAUAUAUGUCAAGCAUCUGCUGGGGAGUGAGGAGGUUUGUCAGCACAUUCUUUCUGCAACUGGAAGGACCUGAGGUAACCUGUGAGGCUGCGAUCACGGAGAACAACAACAUCAAACAAUGGAGGAUCAAUCUGCCAAUAAUUCAACUAAUCAGGGUUUUGUCCUUUGGGACUACGUUGUUUUCGCAGCCAUGCUGCUGAUUUCUAUGGCUAUAGGACUUUUCCAGGCCCUGAAAAAUAAAUCUGUAGAUGCCAGCGCCAGGGAUUUCUUCACCGGAGGUCGAAGCAUGCCGGCUCUGCCUGUCGGACUGUCGCUUUGUGCCAGCUUCAUGUCAGCGGUCCAGGUUCUGGGCGUUCCGUCUGAAGGUUUUCGCUACGGUUCAAAAUUCCUCUACAUGUGCCUGGGACAAACCAUCAACUCCCUGCUGACGGCGUACCUGUUCAUGCCGGUCUUCUUUCGCCUGGGCAUCACCAGCACUAAUCAGUACCUGGAGAUGAGAUUUGGCAGAGCGAUGCAGCUGCUGGGAAGUUUCCAGUUUCUCGUAGCAACGCUGCUUUACACUGGGAUUGUCAUCUAUGCACCUGCCUUGAUCUUGAACCAAGCCACGGGGCUCAACAUGUGGGUGUCUCUGUUUUCCACUGGUAUAAUCUGCACGGUGUACACCACUUUGGGUGGCAUGAGGGCUGUGAUCUGGACCGACGUCUUCCAAGUCAUGGUGAUGCUGUUGGGUUUUGUGACCAUUUACAUUCGUGGCACAAUUCUGGUUGGUGGACCUGCGCAAGUUCUGGAGAUUGCCAAUAAUGGAUCACGGAUAAAUUUUGAUGAUUUCGAUGUUGACCCCCGAAAGCGCUACACCUUCUGGAGUCUCACUGUUGGCGGUGCGAUGGUUUGGUUGUCCAUGUACGGCGUCAACCAAGCUCAAGUCCAGCGGUACAUCUCCUGCCGAACGGAACGGGACGCCCAACUGGCUCUGUUUGUGAACCAGGUUGGUCUGUGCUUCAUCGUGAGCAGCGCGGCGACCUGCGGCAUCGUCAUGUUCGCUUACUAUUACAACUGUGACCCGCUGAAAUCUGGGAAGAUUUCAGCUCCUGAUCUGUACAUGCCAUACUUCGUACUGGAGAUCUUCAAAAACCUUCCAGGAUUUCCAGGUCUUUUCCUUGCAUGUGCAUACAGUGGGACUCUGAGCACGGCUUCCACCAGCAUAAACGCCAUGGCUGCGGUGACCAUGGAGGACCUGCUGCAACCACAUCUGCUUCAAACAUCACAGACGAAGCUCGUUCUCAUUUCCAGAGGACUGUCGUUACUGUAUGGAGCUGGCUGCAUCACUGUGGCGUCUCUCUGCUCCUUCUUGGACUGGGGUGUUCUGCAGGGCUCCUUUACUAUCAUGGGUGUGGUCAGUGGUCCACUCCUGGGUGUCUUCAUCCUGGGAAUGUUUGUCCCGGCUACUAACAGGCUGGGGGCGUUCUCUGGGAUCGCGGUGGGAUUCUGCGUUUCAUUGUGGCUGGCUGUGGGUUCAACUCUUCACCCCCCUACUGAGGAAAUAAUGGGCGUCCUUCCCAGCUUCUCUGGGAGCUGUGAGUCCAAUAACAGCACCGUGAGCAGCAUUUCCAACCAAGAACAGCUCUCCAUCUCCACUGCACUUCAUCCUAAAGACGAAGGGGGACUCCUGAACUUCUACUCGAUAUCUUACCUUUACUUUGGAGCCAUGGCCACCAGUUCAGUUAUAAUUGCUGGGAUAAUAGUAAGCUAUGCAACAGGACCAACCAAGCGGAGUGCAAUUAAAGAAGGUUUACUGUGGUGGGACCUGAACAAAAGCAAAGAAAAGAUCCCAUCUGAACGCAGGACUGAAACAAUGUCCAAAGCUUUCCCUUGCGUUCACCAAAGUGCAUGCUGGGAAACAGAGCAGGCACCUUCCACUUUGAGAGACAAUAAAAAGAGUCACCGGGGGUCAGAGAAACUACAGGUGGUGCCUCUUAUGAACCUACACAAAGAGAACGUCUUGUGAAGGAAAAAAGACAAAGCAAAUGGUGGCUGGACUGCAGUGUGCCACAAACAUAAACUGACAUGUAUUGAUAAAUUUGGCUCCUUUUUUUGCCUCGUGCUGCAGCUGAGCUUUUGUUUCAGUGGUUUCAGUUACCGCUUUUCUCACAGAUGAAACUUUUAGAUAAAAACUGAACUCCUCUGUAGCUUCCAAUGCACUUUACAAAUCCUUCUUACAUCUGUAAGUGAACUGAAAUGUAUAAAAGUGUACAUAGAUUCCCUUGCUUUGUACCUCUCUUGGAUAAUGAAAAAGGUCAUGCCCAAGGGGGUGUAUGGAUUUUUUUUUCUGUAUCUCAUACUUUUAUGUUGAAAGUGAAGCAACUUUUUUUUUACAGCAGGAAAUGUUGGGGAGCUGGAGGAAACCUAUUUGUACAACCACAACAAGCAAGUUUAGACACGCAACGUGCAGAAGUCUUUGGUAAUGGCUUAACGUGGGUCUAUAACUUUCACUGCUUAAAGAGAAAUUCUGGUCAAUUUCUCAGUGAAAAUUCAAAAUAAGACACUAAUUUGUAUUUAUAUUAAUGUUGCUAUAAUUAAAAAUAUAUUGCUUUUUGGCAUAAAAGAAAUUAUACUUUUUUUUAAUAUAACGUCACUUUUCUAAGUUUUAAGUUGUAACGUCAGCAGCAAACAUUGCGGUGGAUCUCAUCCAGAAAUUUGUAGAUAUAACUUGUCGACAUAUAACAAGUGAUCCUUGCUGUAAAAUCCACUUUGUAAUCCGAUUCGCCUUAAGUCUGGUUGUGCUUACACAAUUGAUUUUCUGCACAAGAAUCUGUUGAAAUGUUUUAGUUUGACUUGUGAUACUUAAGUAUCUCAAUUGUUUGUGAACAAGUUAAAAAAGUUUUUUUUUUUUUCUUUAUAGUUACUUUUUAAAAUGAAAACUGCCUCCAGAGCCUCAGGUUGCAGAAUUAACUGAAUCUAUACCCAGGAAGUCACUCAAAAAUACAAUUAAACAUGUAUUUUGAGAAGGAAAACCAUUUUAACCUAUCAUUAGAAACCAUAGACUCGCUAACUUUAUUAUUUUUAUUUUACUUUAAGUGACUUUGGAGAACUUUUUUUUUUUUACAACUGUUAAUGUUCGGUGAUUGUAUGGGGCCAACCUUUUGUAACAGUGAUGAAUAAAUUAUAUUCCACAACAGAUCUCUACGUUUUGUUUACCAAUCAAAAAUAUGACAAUAAACACAAAUAAAACCAUUUUUGUACCAUAAA